Paramuricea clavata is the source of this 4060-nucleotide messenger RNA. The record is from the annotation of a GenBank genome assembly. Lineage: Eukaryota; Metazoa; Cnidaria; Anthozoa; Malacalcyonacea; Plexauridae.
CGGAAAUUGCAGCGCCGCUCCUAACUGUCACUGGUGACGCAUCCGCCAUUCAUAGGAAUGAAAAUUCUCCUAUCGAGUGAGUAUGACAUCAAAAUCGAUACUAAAAUACUACCGGUCCAACAUGUACCUUGGCAUGUGCCGGAAACUCCCGAGACAAGCUAAGGGUCUAACUUGACCGAAUGGUACAGGAACAAGUAAUUUCACCCAUGUCUGCUGCUAACACCUUAUCUGAGUUCUCUGGUGGUUGUUUCACAGAAACAUACAACGAUAAGAUUAUGCCUCGACACCAAAGACUUCAACAAGGGAUUCAAAGGGAAUUUCGAAUAAGAUCAACACCGAAAGUAUUCCAAAGAAAGAUGGAUGAACUGAAGAAAGAAACUGCUGAUGACGCAAGAGGAAGAUGAUAUCAACGUUCCAACAAUUUCGUAAAAGAUCCUGGAAAAGCGAACAAAAACAAGGCUCCAACAACCACUCGGGGUGGAUGUAUUGUUUUUGGACGCAAAUGUUGUUGUGAUAUUGUCAAAACUGUAGCCCAUCUCGUCAUUAAACAUUGAUUAGAAAAUAAAUUAGUCUAAAGGGGCUUGGUUGCUACGUGGGUGUAAGUAACUUGAUAUACUUGAAUGCACGCACGUUUGCGGAAAUUUGAAUGCGCGCACGUCAUUAUGUCGUCAUAUCAUGUGUAAAUACUAAAACAUAAUAAGGUCGCGCAAAGCUGUAUCGAGGUAUAAAUUGACCUGACAGAUCUAAUACUUACUCUGUUUUUAGAGGUGGAGAGCUUGCUAGCCGUACGUAAACAAAAAAUUGGUAUAGAAGGUAAGAACGACAUUAUGUUUUAUGUUUUUUAGGCGGUCUUAUUUUAUAGUUUUUAUUUUAUUUUGUUAUAUUAUCGCAAUAAGUGUUAAGAUAUUCCUGAAACCAUUCGAUGGGUGACAAGCAAAUCCGGUAUCAUGUGUAAACUGAGGUUUUGAAACGGAAGGUCAAAACACAAUGCGUUUGCAAACCAAAGUACUGUAAGUACAUACAUAUAUAGUAUAGACAAUGAUUUGUUUUUGCGUUUAGCAAUAGGUGCGCGAAAUAUGUUUCAUAUAAAAGUGACCUUAGAAUAAUUCGCGCUAUUUAAUUCUUGCAUGAUUCAAGACAAGUCCUGUGCUGUUUUUUAUUUGUUCAGCUGCCAUGCACAAAGUAGGCUUAAAAUCUGCGCUAAGUUAAGACAACAUUUAUUAAAUCGUUAGUCAUUAUAUUUGCAUGUCUAUAUAUUUUCUUGUUCAGACUGAAUCCGCACAAAUUUGAACUAAUUAAUCAAUGUUAGUUAUUGUUUUUUCAUUACAGAUUGAAAUAAAAAAAAAAUGGGACUACUGUACAACGUCAUCGCCCUCGUCUUUCUGUUACAGAUGCAGGUAUUAAAGUUAUUAAGUAGUACUCGAUCUAUCUAGCAAACCAAUUCCUCCGCACAACUUUAAUUUCCGCUCGAUCUCUGGUUCAUAAGCUGCUGCAACCAGGCAACUGCAACUGCUGCAACUGUAUUUCGUCUUUUUUAAUUAGAUUAAGGCCCACGUCAAGCCUUAAAUUUUUAUCUAUAGAAGUUCCUAUUAUAAUAUAAUAUUAUUAAAAUAUUACGAUAUUGUUCUCACUUCUGUGAACAAAUCAUACCUUAUAUUUACUUGAUAUUUUUCAUUCAUUAAUCAUUAUAUAUAUAUAGCCAAAUCAUAUACAGAAUUCAUACACAGAACUACGCAGAACGCAACUUCGUCUGAGUAUAGUUUUGCGUGGACGAACUAAAACCCCAUAUAGACCAGCAUGCAAGUUUUCCUUAACAUUCAAAACCUAGUCAUGCCAGCUUUUUCAGCAAGGUCAAGGAAAAUUGUUCCGUGCAGUGUGUACGGUAGGGAUGGGCCGAUACGAUACUAAAUACUCGAUACCAUCGAUACCAGGGUUUUGAAGAAAAGUAUCGAUACUGGCAAGAAAUAUCGAUGUUUCGAUAUUUUCUGCUUUUUAAUUUUGGUCAGCAGCAUCAUCAUGAACAUGAUACCAAAAGCCUAAAUAGGCGUAAAAAUAGUUCAUUUUCUAUGGUGCUAUAAUGGUCCACGGGCAGGAUGGGAGUGUCUGGUUAUGUUGGUUGCAAUCACUGACAUAUAUUAUUCAAUGUUUAUAUUGUUAGCGUUGUUGCCGUUGUUAAUGAUUUCAAGUUGGGAAAAUAUCGAUAUCGGUAUUGAUAUCGAAAAAACCCGGCAAAUAUCGAGCAAAUAUCAUAUCGAAUGAAAAAGCUGGUAUCGCCCAUCCCUAGUGUACGGCCAUCAAGGGACUCUGAUAAGUAAUUGCGUCACUGCACACUCAUCUUCGAGCGACCAUUGCCAUUAAAUCUCGUUUAUUUUGAAAUUUGCUUUGGAAGUGUGGUAUCCACGUAAUAAUAAUAAUUUCAGCUAUUUUCAUAUUGUCAUGAAAUUGAUCACUUGCUUAAAUCACAGGGCUCGUAAAAAACUUGCAAGGAAAAUUGAUCGAAAAAACUUGUAUGAUUGAUAUACCUGGUUGCAGUGAACGAACAAAGUAUAAACUCGUCAAGAAGCUUGUCCAGGAAAACAUGCAGCCUCGUACCCAGGCGCAAAUAACUAAAAAUAUGCACACUACAGUGCUUUUAUAUAGAUCAGUGGCUAAGUUGAGCGAGCGCGCGAGGGUGCUUGGGAGGAUGCAGCGGGUUAGCUGAGGCUAGUGGGCUAGCUUCGUUUCCUGCGUCCUCCCCAAGCACCCCCGCGCGCUCGAGCCAGUGAUCUAUACAAAAACACUGUAGUGUGCCUAUUUUUAGUUAUUUGCGCCUGGGUACGAGGCUGGAAAACAUGCUGGUCUGGAAGGGGUUUAUUAAAGCAGAUUAGAGAUUUAGAUCGAGAACGCGGACGUCAAAGACGACGUGAAAAUUGUGUCAAAAUGUAAUUUAAUUGCAUGUUCUAAUAGAAUAUGUCUAAUUGUUUGUCUUGACGCGUAGGUUCAGUUUAUAAAAAUUAAUAAAUAUUUUUUCUUAGCAAAACUACUUCGCCCAGACGGAUCAUUUGUCUCUUGUUUUACUUUUCAUUCAUUUGGUUAGAGCUCUUGAGGAAUAUGUGUUUUAUUUUCAAAAUGAAGUUAAUAAAUUAAGUCUUUUGCAGAAUUGCGAAGCUUCUCAAGAUGUUUCCAGCUCAACACGUAGUUGUCUUGAUCUACUCAAGAGAGGCAUCAAAACCAACGGACAUUACCAAAUUUUUGACCAAACCAACGACCGUUUUAUUACCGUGUACUGUGACAUGGAAUCGGAAUUAGGGUCUGCCUGGACCUUAAUUGAAUCUUUUGCUCUGAAAAACAAAGGAGUAGAUCAAAUACGCAGACAUCCUCUGCAAACCAACGCACCAGUGAAUGAAAAAACACCCAACUGGAACAUCUACAGAAUGUCGUUAUCACAGAUGAACGCUCUCAAACCACACUCCACUCACUGGAGAGUAACAUGCAGUCUCCCUACCCAUGGCGUGGACUAUAGAGAUUACGCAAGAGCCAACUUUGUAGAUUUUGAUGUCAUGACGUUCUUAGGAGAUGCGGUGUGUAAAAAGAUGGAAUUCGUAAAUAUUCGUGGUCAUCAAUGCGCUCAAUGUACAGCAACGUGGUGGCAAAAAAUUAACACGUAUCCCCCAACAAUUGAUAGUUCAUAUCCAAACAACUGUCAAUUAGUGGCAACCGUAGGAGCCGUGUCGAGUGAAGAUAACUUUGGAUUUUAUAGCUCCAUUAACAACAAAUUCCGCUGUUCGGCUGGUCCGGAUUCGACCACUAACUGGUGGUUUGGUGGAUACUUGUGAACAUUUACGGAUAUUCUGUUACACUUAAUUUUAUAUAUAUUCCACAUGAUAAUAUACUACAGAAUAUCAUUAAUAAACAAUCGAUAUAAUUUUUUAAACUAUAAUUUUAAUCAUUUUAACAGUUGAUGUCAGUCCAGUGCAAAUGUGUAUACUAAGUAAGAAAUCAUUGUGUAAACCGCUUAUAAAUGGUGACUGAAUACAUUCGUGGGGGAAAUAUCCAUCGGCGUAUGGGAGGGGAGAAUUUG